GAUGAUGAAAUAAUGACUGAAUUGUUUUUUGGGGGGGUGAACUUAUCCUUUAACUUCAAUGCUUCCAUAUAUUCAUUUUGCGUGGGGAGCAGCGCAGACACGGGCUGAAUCAUACAAACGUGAAUCCUCACAAAGUAUGUGAAGUGUCAGGAGAUGUUCGUGAUGUCGGGUCCGCCACCACCUGUCUGUCCUCGGGCACUUCCUGGCAUUCAAACGCAUAAAAACAACAACAACAACAACAAUAAUGCGUGUUGUUAAUCCUCCACCCCGUCAAUCUGUUUAAUCGAUCAGCCUCGGACGACCUGUGACACUAACGAGAUUACCAAUUCACACAUCACUCGCUCCUCUGCAGGUCUAAUGGGUCCUGACAGUCACAGAGCCCGGAGCCCUCCUCCCACGCUCCUUCUCCAGCCCACUCCUCUCUUUAUCUGAGGCGCUCCUCCGCUCCGAUCCUCAGAGCAGCAGGCGCCCCGGUCAGCGCAGCUCUCUCCUGCAUCUGCGGAGAGGACGGGACUCGGUCGCCUUGUUGCACCGCCAGCAGUUUCCUCUUGGAUUCUAUCCCUCCCCGCCGCCAACAUGAGACUUGUUUGGGUUUUUGUUGCGGUUGCGGCUUUGCUCACAGCAGAAAAUCAAGCGCUUCCAGUGGCAAAAGAAGGACAGAGAGAAGAUGUGGUAACACGAUGCUUGGUUGAAGUCUUGUCCAAAGCACUCUCCAAACCGGACUCCCAGCUGGAUCAGCAAUGCAAAGAAAUCCUCCAAGCAGGGGUUAAAAACGCUCCGCUGGACAAGAAGACUACAGAGGCGACCGAUGGAGAGGCGGUCAGAGGUCACCCCGAGGGGACUGAGGCAAAGGGAGCAGACGUGAAAGACAUCGAGGCGCUCCUGAAGUCCGUCGAGGAAAAACGAGAAAUCCCGGAGGACGAGCGCAGCCAAGAGUCCUGGAGCCUGGGCGACGAGAAGGACAAGAGACACGAGGACGAGGCGGAUGAAGCAGAGCGGGAGAAGAGGAGCGGCUGGAGGCCGGGACACCACCAACAACGGAUGCACAAACGAGGGGAAGAGGAAGAAGAGGAAGACAACCAGCGCAGUCAGGAGAGCUGGGGGCUGGAGAAGAGGAGAUUAGACGAAGAGGAAGAAGAGGAAGAAGACAAGGAGAAGAGGAACUGGAGACCCGGAAGAUACCACCAAAGAAAAAACAAACGAGACGAGGAAACUUUGGGAGAUGAGAGGGAGGAGCCAGAGGAAGAACGCAGCCAAGAGUCCUGGGACAUAGCCAAGAGGCACGGGAAUGAGGGAAAGACCACGCAUCGCUACCCACACAAGACAAAGCUCCACAAACGUGGUGAGGAGGAUGAAGACGGCGAGCGCAGCCAGGAAUAUUGGGGUCUUGACGAUGAGAGGGACAAGAGGGACUGGAGGGCUGGAAGGUACCACCAGAGGAGACACAAACGUGAUGAAGAGCUCGCAGAUGAACCAAGAGAAGAACCAGAGGAAGAACGCAGCCAGGAAUCAUGGGACUUUGAUAAUGGAAGAGACAAAAGAGAGUGGAGGUCCGGUAGGCACCACCAGAGGAGACACAAGCGUGACAAAGAGCUCUCCGAGGAGGCCAGGGACGAACCCGAUGAGGAACGCAGCCAAGAAUAUUGGGACUUCGAUACUGGAAGGGACAAGAGAGACUGGAGGGCCGGCAGAUUCCACCAGAGGAGACACAAGCGUGACGAAGAGCUCGCAGAGGAACCAAGAGAAGAACCAGAUGAAGAACGCAGCCAGGAAUCGUGGGACUUUGAUACUGGAAAAAACAAGCGCGAUUGGAGGGCUGGAAGGUACCACCAGAGGAGGCAAAAGCGUGAUGAUGAGCUCUCCGAGGAGGCCAGAGAAGAACCGGAUGAAGAACGCAGCCAAGAAUAUUGGGACUUCGAUACUGGAAGGGACAAGAGAGACUGGAGAGCCGGCAGAUUCCACCAGAGGAGACACAAGCGUGAUGAAGAUCUCUCAGAGGAAGCCAGAGAUGAACCCGAUGAGGAACGCAGCCAAGAAUAUUGGGACUUCGAUACUGGAAGGGACAAGAGAGACUGGAGGGCCGGCAGAUUCCACCAGAGGAGACAAAAGCGUGAUGAAGAUCUCUCAGAGGAAGCCAGGGACGAACCUGAUGAGGAACGCAGCCAGGAGUCAUGGGACUUUGAUACAGGAAGAGACAAAAGAGAAUGGAGGGCCGGCAGAUUCCACCAGAGGAGACAAAAGCGUGACGAAGAGCUCGCAGAAGGACCAAGAGAAGAACCAGAUGAAGAACGCAGCCAGGAGUCAUGGGACUUUGAUACAGGAAGAGACAAAAGAGAAUGGAGGGCCGGCAGAUUCCACCAGAGGAGACAAAAGCGUGACGAAGAGCUCGCAGAAGGACCAAGAGAAGAACCAGAUGAAGAACGCAGCCAGGAGUCAUGGGACUUUGAUACAGGAAGAGACAAAAGAGAAUGGAGGGCCGGCAGAUUCCACCAGAGGAGACAAAAGCGUGACGAAGAGCUCGCAGAGGAGGCCAGAGAAGAACCAGACGAGGAACGCAGCCAGGAAUCCUGGGGACUGGACAAAAGAAACGGAAGAGAGGAGGAAGAAAUAGAAAAGCGCGUAUGGAAGCCGACACACAGAUACCACCACAAAAAGAAAUACCACAAGCGCAGCGGUGGCUCAGAAGAAGAGGAAGAACAGAGGGCCGAUUCAGGGGAAUACGAAGAGGCGGCAAAGGACAGGAGCGAAGCUCUGAGGUAUCUGGCAGAGAAGCGCAAUCCCUGGAUUUUCAGAGGCUAUUACCAUCCUGCAUGGUAUAAGAGGGACUCAGAUGAGAAUGCUGCAACCUCAAAUAAGAUGGACCAACUGGCCAAGUUGCUGAGCUACAAGAUAAACCAGCUGGCAAACCACUCGAAUCCAGCGGAGGCAAAGAGCAGCACGCAACAGAAAACACUCACUGCACAGGAGGAGAAAGAGCUGCAGAACCUCGCAGCGAUGGACAUGGAGUUGCAGAAAAUCGCUGCCAAACUGCAUGACAACAGUGCGUAAGCCUGGACGGACAGCAUUUCUUUUUGACUUAUCAGUGGAUAAAAAACUGCUGUCUUAACUGUAUGUCUGCAAAUUUUGUGUGCUUACAGUGUUAAAAAAGACAAAAAAAUAAGAAAAAACCUUGGAGCCUUGCCAAAAACCUUUCAUCAACUUGUUUAUCAUGGUAUUUGUGGUAUUUUGAUGUUAUCAAAUUAAUCCGCAUGGGAAUGGUUUUGAUGUUUAUAUAUAUAUAUAUACACUUUACGAGAAACUAUGAAAAAUAAUAUACAUCUGAAACAAAUUAUUGAAAUAAUUGUGUUCUGAAGAGUUUGUUCAAUCUGCACUCAAUAAAAAGGAGUUAUUCUGGGACCAAA
Acanthopagrus latus (yellowfin seabream) is the source of this 3401-nucleotide messenger RNA. RefSeq names its product chromogranin B (gene chgb). NCBI's taxonomy places the organism in Eukaryota, Metazoa, Chordata, Actinopteri, Spariformes, Sparidae. Gene Ontology annotation, cellular component: secretory granule. Bases 577 to 3048 code for a protein of 823 amino acids. The transcript has 7 exons. The record is from RefSeq and is a predicted model, not a curated record.